AUGAAAUUCAAAGCAACUCCUGAAGCUGCUAUAACUUAUAUAAAAUUUUCAGUAAUAAUUUUAUUCACGUGGCCACCAGGACUUGGUGCAAGCAAACGAACACAAUUUUUAUUUGAAGUAGGAUGGUUUAUAUCUUGGUUGAUAUCAAUAUUGCUAGUAAUACCACUUGGCUAUGCAGCAUAUGAUCAACGAAAAAAUACUUUAAAUUUUACAAAAUCCGUUUGUUUAGCAAUAUCAUGUGCACAAGUUGUCGCUAAAAUGUUAAUCGCUAUGUGUCAACGCAAUCGGUUUCAGAUACUAAUCAAUGAAAUGGAAAAUUUUGUUAAAAAUUCAAAAAAUAAUGACAGAAAAAUUCUUGUGAAUUACGUGAAACGUGUUUCGGUGCCAAUGAUUGUAUUUAAUUUUCUAUCAAUAUCAGCAUGUGUUGGAGUUAUAUGUGGGCCACUUGUCUUGGAUCAGCCAUUUCCAACUGAAGCUAAAUAUCCUUUUUCUGUUGAUAAACAUCCAGUGUUUGAUUUAAUAUUUUUACAUCAAGCAAUUGCAGGUUUUCAAUGUGGUUCAAUUGGUGCAAUUGAUUGUCAAGUGGCAUUACUUUUAUGGUACAUGGUAGCAAGACUUGAUAUGCUUACUUUUCAAUUAAAAAAUAUCAACAAAUUAAGUGAUUUAAAAAAUUGUGUAAGGACACAUCAAUAUUUACUUUGGUACAUCAAAGAACUUGUACAGUGUGCUCGCUAUUUUGUUUUGACAUCAAUCAUCAUGACUACAUUGUCAAUUAUUUUUGGUGGUAUUCACAUUAUUGGAGAGCAACCAUUGACUGUUAAAUUGCAAUUUAUAAUAAUCGAUUGUGGCUUUUCUUAUUUGCUAUAUCAUAGUGCGUGGCCAGCGGAAAAUCUUAUUCGAGCAAGUGAACGAAUUGGAAGUAUUUUAUAUGAAAUAAACUGGACAAAAAAUUCACAAGAAUUUAAUAAAAUAAUGAUGAUUAUCAUCCAAAGAUCUCAAAAACCUACAACAAUAACUAUUGCCGGAUUUGUACCAAGACUUUCUUUAAGUUAUUAUGCAACGUUCUUAUCAAAAACAUUUUCAUUUUUCACGACAUUGAGAAUAAUCCUCACAAAAAUGGAAGCUCAAGAUGAUCAUCAGUAA
Aphidius gifuensis is the source of this 1143-nucleotide messenger RNA. RefSeq names its product odorant receptor 30a-like. The record is from RefSeq and is a predicted model, not a curated record. Gene Ontology annotation, biological process: detection of chemical stimulus involved in sensory perception of smell; sensory perception of smell. The transcript is spliced from 6 exons. Gene Ontology annotation, cellular component: plasma membrane. Bases 1 to 1143 code for a protein of 380 amino acids. Gene Ontology annotation, molecular function: odorant binding; olfactory receptor activity. Lineage: Eukaryota; Metazoa; Arthropoda; Insecta; Hymenoptera; Braconidae.